Messenger RNA from Rotaria socialis, 1218 nucleotides. The record is from the annotation of a GenBank genome assembly. Lineage: Eukaryota; Metazoa; Rotifera; Eurotatoria; Philodinida; Philodinidae.
AUGGCAACUACUGGUACUCGCCAAGGAAUUAAUCAAAGACGACGCCUACCAAAAUUAACUGCUGCCGAUCCAGUUGGUGGUAGUAGUGAUGAAACACCUCGAACAGUAACAGGCGAUGAAAGCGCUCGACAACGACGUCGAGCUCAACAACGGCUAACUCGCCAACAAACACCAAGUGGAAGUGAAGCGAUUUCACCACCACCAUCGAAAGAACUUCCUUUACCGCCUCGAUCAACUCACAUUGAUGAACGUCAAACGAAUAAACGUCGAAAAGCACGUCGACGUGUCCAAUCAUCAUCACAGUUGGAACAAGAACCAUCACUUCUACAAGGUUUUGAAGAUGACAUCGUUAUUGAGAGACAUCCAAAGUCGAAUGAAGUCAUUUUACCUGAUCUAUUAAUCUCAAGUUCAUAUGCUGGUGGUGCACCAUCGAAAAGUGCUCCGACGCCUCGUAUUUAUUAUGAAAAUAGAAAAACAUUUUCAAGUGAAAGAAAAGAGGCUGCAGAAUUACGGAUAGGCAAUAGAGCCGCACAAUCGCCAUUCAAAUCAGCAUAUGCUGACAGUUAUACAUUUCAACAACAAACAGCAGAAGUUUUAAAACGUUAUACAGUUCGCGUUGCUAAGCAAACUCAUGCAGCUUUGCAAAAACUGUUUCUUUUCAUACAUGGCAUUAACUCUGGUUAUGCAUUAUGGAUAUGUAUAUUUGUUUUUGUAUUUACUCAAAACAAUCCAACAAACUUCUUUACUACCUAUCGAUCAAUUGCAUUGAUUACACAUCUGUUAUUUUAUCUGUUUCUUGCAUUGUGCAUGCUCGAUGUUUUAGAUCGAAUUGAUUUCGGUAAAUGGAAUAAAACUUGUUUAUUACAAUCGCUUACUGCACAAAAUAGUACAGUAGCUUUGUUGUUUUAUGGAAUUGCUAUGAUUGUCAAUUUGGUUAUGAUGCAAACAGAAGAUUACCUACGUAUGACUCAAUAUUCAGGUUCUGGAAAUACAACAUCUUUGUCUCUAGGAGUUAUCGUGGCUGAUUACAGUACAUGGGCAAAUUUAACAGCAGUACGAGCAGCUUUUAUAAUUGCUGGUUGGAUUAUUGUUAGUAUACAUAUUAAAAAUGAUCGAUUAAGAACAAUGAUUCAAAAUACAGAAGAAAAAGCAUUUUAUGAAGAAUUUCAAGCUGGCCAGCACACUGUACCACUUGUCACAGGAGUGUCUUCUCCUUAA